AACGCCAUCACGCCACCGCUCCGCAUUCUCUUCGUCUAUCCGCUAGUCUUCGUAGCCUGCCGUUGAGCUAUCGCAAAAUGUCGGCUCGUUACUUGGUUAACAGCGCUCUCCGCAGCCCAGCGGUGCUCAGACCCGCUGCUCCUUCUCUCACCCGAUCUGUCCCUCGCUCUUUCGCUAGCAUUGCUCAGAGGCAGCCCAUCACGCAGACCACGACUCUGCCAAAUGGUCUUACCGUUGCGACAGAAUCCAGCCCUUCCGCACAGACGGCCACCGUGGGUGUCUGGAUUGAUGCUGGUUCGCGAGCGGAGACGGACAGGACCAACGGAACUGCGCAUUUCUUGGAGCACAUGGCCUUCAAAGGCACGGGUCGCCGCAAUCAGCACGCCUUGGAGCUGGAAGUAGAGAACCUGGGUGCGCACCUCAACGCAUACACUUCCCGAGAGCAAACAGUCUACUACGCCAAGGCUUUCCGCAAGGACGUGCCCCAAGCAGUGGACAUCAUUUCUGAUAUUUUGCAAAAUUCCAAAUUGGAGAACGGUGCCAUCGAGAGGGAACGCGAUGUGAUUCUGCGCGAGCAGGAGGAGGUCGACAAGCAGCUGGAUGAGGUCGUGUUUGAUCACCUCCACUCCGUGGCUUUCCAAGGACAAGCCUUGGGACGCACCAUCCUUGGACCCAAGGAGAACAUUCUCUCCAUCAAGCGCGACGAUCUCGCCUCCUACAUUCAGACCAACUACUCCGCCGACCGAAUGGUUCUCGUUGGUGCUGGUGGUAUUGAACACGACGCCCUUGUGAAGCUGGCCGAGAAAAAUUUUGGCAGCCUGCCCACUUCUUCCAAUCCCAUCAAGCUGGGCAACACCGCUGGUCCCAAGACCAAGUUCGUAGGGUCUGAGGUCCGCAUUCGCGAUGAUGACUCGCCCACCAUCAACCUUGCCAUCGCGGUCGAGGGAGCUGGGUGGUCUAGCCCUGACUACUUCCCCUUGUUGGUUCUGCAAGCCAUCAUGGGCAACUGGGACCGAUCUCUUGGAUCGAGUCCUCUGCUCAGCUCGCGCUUGUCUCACAUUUACUCUUCCAACAACUACGCCAACUCCUUCAUGCACUUCAGCACCUCCUACUCCGACACAGGUCUUUGGGGCAUCUACAUUGUCUCGGAAAACUUUAUGAACUUGGACGAUGUGGUGCACUUUACCCUGAGGGAGUGGCAGAGGAUGAGCUCGGCGCCUACUGAGGGAGAGGUGGAGAGAGCAAAGAGCCAACUCAAGGCAAGCUUGCUUCUGGGUCUGGACGGAACCACCGCGAUCGCGGAGGACAUUGGUCGUCAACUCGUCACUACUGGUCGCAGAGCUACACCUGCGGAAAUCUCUGCCGCCAUCGAGGCUGUUGGACCUGCUCAGAUCCAACAAGUCGCCCGCAAGUACCUUUGGGACGCUGAUAUCGCCAUCUCCGCUCAUGGUCGCGUGGAAGGAUUGCUCGACUACAGCAGAAUUCGCAACGACAUGUCGAGCAUGGUGUGGUAAAGAACUCCCGUCUACCGCAUUGUGCCAGACGCCUGUAUUCGCGUAGACUUGCGCCUUCUGUAGACCGGAGCGAGCAAUCAAAUUGUCGUCGUCUUUAGGAAA
Messenger RNA from Ceraceosorus guamensis, 1616 nucleotides. RefSeq names its product putative MAS1-mitochondrial processing peptidase beta chain precursor. Gene Ontology annotation, molecular function: metal ion binding; metalloendopeptidase activity. The transcript has 7 exons. Gene Ontology annotation, cellular component: mitochondrion. Lineage: Eukaryota; Fungi; Basidiomycota; Exobasidiomycetes; Ceraceosorales; Ceraceosoraceae. The coding region runs from base 78 to 1514 and encodes 478 amino acids. The record is from RefSeq and is a predicted model, not a curated record.